AUGAGUCUGCGCCUGCCUCAUUUGGAAGACAGAUUCGCCAACAUCAUCAGAGCCUACGCCCCGUCGAUGACCAUCCCUGACGAGUUGAGGAACAAGUUCUACGAGGACCUGCACGCCCUCCUGGCGUCUAUGCCGAGGGUGAGCAAACUAGUUGUCUUUGGCGACUUCAACGCCCGCGUUGGGGACAGACUGAGCUGCCUGGAGGGGAGUGCUGCGUCCUCACGGGAUCGGCGGUUCCAACGACAAUGGUCUCCUUAUUCUGCGAACCUGCGCUAGGCACCACCACCUCCUGCAGACUAACACCUUUCGCCUGCUGAUGAGGAAGAAGGCCACCCCCGAUCGCGGCGCUGGCAGCUUCUGAACUAUGCUUCCAUCCGGCAGAACGGUAGGCAGGACGUAAUGGUGACGAAGACGAUUUGUGACGCCGGUGAAUGAACAGACCACCGCCUCGUUACCUCCGCCUGCGACUCCACAGGCGGCUACAAGGUAAGCGGCCACUUGGUAAGUUGAAUACUGUUCUGUUGAAUCUGCCUGCUCACCGCUUAUGCUUCAGUAAUCAACUGACCCAGCGCCUGGAAGGCCUGUAAGUUCCAGAUAAAAACGCCCCCAUGGGGACCCGACGGUGCCAACUGUGGGGCGCUGUUAAAUCGACCGAUCUGGGUGACCCCGGCCGCGCAUGUCGUCAGCACCAGGACUCACUUGACGACCACGCCGCCGCCGACAUAAACAACCUGCUCGCUGAAAAGAACAGACUACACAAAGCCUACAUCGACGGUCCAUUGCAAACAAAGCGACGUUCGCCUACCAAAAAACGGUAAGAUGUGGUUUGGUAGUCCCACCUGAUGAACACAAUACUGUUCGGGUUGGGGUUAUGGUUAGAAGUUAGGGUUAGCGGCUAUGGUUAGGGGUUAGGGUUUAGGAUUAGGGGUUGUAGUUAUGGCUUAGUGCAACUGUUUCUCACCCAUCCAAUGCACAACCGCGCAUUCCCAGUAGUUUUUCUUUUGCAUACAACUACUUGAACUCGUUACCUGCGCGUUCUCCGGCCCCAUCUGUAAAAACUGCCAUUACAACCGGUCUCGUAUUACGGGUGGCUGGAAUUUGCUUACAUCAUGUGGGGGUACCAAACCACACCCGACCCAAAAAACCCUUUUACAGGGAUGUCGCAACGGAUGCUUGCUGGCACUGAGGACGAAAACAACGCUACACAGACGUGUAAUGACAGAAAAAAGGCGUUUCGUUUUAGUGUGCCAAAAAUGCGACCUGUAAAGUAUUGUGGCACAGCUUUCAAUAACAAGUUAACGUCCCGCUGCAGUCCUGCGGUUAUUCUGUCCUUUCUAAAUCUACUCGUGAUAUACCGGUUUAUUUUUUACAUAGGUGACCAUGUUUCGUUCAUAGCGUCUUCUGUUUCAUUUCGGUGGGUAAUUUUUUUCCAUUCGGAUAUAUUCUUUGCUAUUCACGCUGUCUCACCUUUCCAACCAGUGCAUGCGCUACUCUUCGCUCUGAGUGUCAACGCACCAGUCAUCUACCCACUCAUCUGAUCUCUGACUGACAUCGGCACAUUAGGCUCAACGAUUCUACCAGCCACCCGAUAGCCGGCAUUCACACCUUCGACCUUCCAUCUGUGCGGCCUGGUGACAUGGCGUUGUGGCUGCGCGUUGUAGAGUCCCUUUUCGUCGUCCGCCAGAUUACAAGAGAGAAUGCGAAAUUUCACUGCGUUGCGGAAGCACUCCCAAGGUACAUCGCCACGGACCUUCACGAUAUCAUAGAUAACCCGCUGAUAGAAGCCCACUAAAGGAGGCUCUCAUCUCCCGCAUUGCCCUGUCAACCCAAAACUUCAGCAGCGUUUGAUUUCUGGGGAGCACCUUGGUGACAGAAAGCCUACAAAGCUUCUUAGGCGUUUGCAACAGCUGUCGGACGGACACAAUCUGGAUGCCACCAUGUUCAAGCAGCUUUUCCUCCAACGACUGCCCUCUUCUGUGCAAGUUAUCCUUGAGCCUAAAAGUCCUUCUUCGACUGUUCAGAUGCUCGCAGAGACUGCUGACCGUAUGCUCGAGUACAAGCAGCCUUCUGUUACGGCAAAUGUUGCUAGUCGUACCCCAGCCGUGUCAACUGCGCCUACAAUCGAGGAUGUCAUGAAACGUCUGGACGAUCUCACCACUUAA
Spirometra erinaceieuropaei is the source of this 2162-nucleotide messenger RNA. The record is from the annotation of a GenBank genome assembly. NCBI's taxonomy places the organism in Eukaryota, Metazoa, Platyhelminthes, Cestoda, Diphyllobothriidea, Diphyllobothriidae.